This is a messenger RNA of Contarinia nasturtii (swede midge), 2113 nucleotides long. RefSeq names its product fidgetin-like protein 1. The coding region runs from base 64 to 2007 and encodes 647 amino acids. The transcript has 5 exons. The record is from RefSeq and is a predicted model, not a curated record. Gene Ontology annotation, molecular function: microtubule severing ATPase activity; ATP hydrolysis activity; ATP binding. NCBI's taxonomy places the organism in Eukaryota, Metazoa, Arthropoda, Insecta, Diptera, Cecidomyiidae.
GGUUUGUUGAAGAGCGCGCUUACAUUUUGUGUUGCAAUCGAAAACAACGUAAAAAACCAAAUUAUGGAACGCAAAAAACCAAGUGAUUUUUUGAAAUUUUGUGGAAAUGAUGUUGCACAAUUGCACAAAGAAACUGAUCCGAAUAAAAAACUGCACUUGAUGAGACAAAUAAAUUUCCAAAUGUACGCAGAGGCGUGCAAUCAAAAAUACGAUGACCAUACAAUUUGUAACAUACUUUCCGACGAUUUGGAUCAGUAUUUAAAAGAAUCGGCUCCAGUUCAACAAAAUAAUAUUGAUAAAAUGAUGAAGGAGAUGAAUGUUCAAAUAGCACCAGGUUCACUUCAAUCAAAUCUAGAUACAAAACAGUUUGAUGACAUUUUGAAGUCGAAGAAGUGCGAGAACACAUGUAAAAAUGAUGCGCUAUUGGAUGAUCUUGAUAAGUUUUUUAAUUUGAUGAAAAAACGGCCGACAAUAAAUUCGCAAAAGCCACCGUACGAGUCAAAAAACACCAAGGGCGAAUCAUCAAAAAUGUGUAUUAAUGACAGCGGUGACUUGGUAUUCAACAUGAACUUCAAAGGAAAGACGGCAUUUGAUCAAAACACACCGAAUCAACAGCCAUACCGACCGACACUGAAUAAUCAAUUUCACAAUCAAACAACGCAAAACCAAACAAGUCAUCAGAAUGACAUCUCCAGACCAGCUGAAACCACAAAUGCAUUUCAUCCAAUCUAUGCUACGAAGCGCAAAACCGACAAUGAUAUUUAUGAAAGUAGCAAACGACCAUCAUACUUACCGACGACACAACAAGAGAAAAUUGAACCAAAUUUAUAUGCGCCACAAAAUAGCUUCCGAACAGCCACCGAAGAGCUCAGUAUACAACAUGCUAAAAAGUACGGAAUGGGUAAUAAUCAAAAUGAAAAUAUGCAGUACAAUGUUAAACCGAGUGGUGGACUGCGAAAAUCUUUGGGCGGUCGACGAUCAGUUGGCGGACAAUUUGUGUCACCUUUACAAAAUUCAAAUACCAGUGCAAACAAUUCAAAUCAAAUGAAUGACACACCAGCGAUUGAUGGAUUCGAUAUGAAUCAUCCAAGAUUGAAAAAUGUCGAUAGCAAAAUGAUUGAAGCCAUUCAAAAUGAAAUUGUGACCAAAUGUGACGUAGUUGAUUGGGAUAGUAUUGCUGGUCUACAAUACGCCAAAAAAACUCUGCAAGAAGCCGUCGUUCUGCCAAUUCUCCGGCCAGACAUUUUCACUGGUAUACGUGCGCCACCGCGUGGUGUUUUGCUUUUCGGUCCACCGGGCACAGGCAAGACCCUAAUUGGAAAAUGUAUUGCGUCACAGUCAAACUCAACAUUCUUCAGUAUCAGUGCAUCGAGCUUAACGUCAAAAUGGAUAGGUGAAGGAGAGAAAAUGGUGCGAGCUCUAUUCGCUGUUGCAGCAGCAUCACAGCCUUCAGUGGUGUUCAUCGAUGAAGUGGAUUCACUUCUUUGUCAACGUUCCGAAAGUGAGCAUGAGAGUUCAAGACGGCUAAAGACGGAGUUCUUGGUACAACUUGAUGGCACAUCGACAGCGGAAAAAGACCGUGUUCUAAUCGUCGGCGCAACAAAUAGACCACAAGAGCUCGAUGAAGCAGCGCGUCGACGAUUCGUGAAGAGACUGUAUGUUCCAUUGCCAGAUACUUCAGCCCGAAAAGAAAUGAUAUUCAAAUUGCUAAGCAUGUCUCCGGAAUUGAAACACAGCAUAACUGAAGCGCAAAUUGAAAAUAUUGCACAAAAAACGGACGGAUUUUCAGGUUCGGACAUGACAAAUUUAUGCAAAGAGGCGUGUUCCUAUCCCGUUACAUCGAUGUCAUUUUCGGCCGUGAUUAAAAUUUCGGCCGACAGCGUUCGACCAGUGACUUACAACGAUUUUCUCGAAGCAUUAAACAAUGUACGCGCAAGUGUUUCACCCGACGAUCUCGAACAGUAUAUUCAAUGGAACGGCAAAUAUGGGUCGGGAAAUGCUCGAUAAAUAAUAACAUUCACAACUGACAUACAGAUAUCAAAAUAUACACAAGAUAUGUGAAGGUGAAUGUGAAAUAUUAAAUGUUAUUGAAUAAAACCGAAAAUGAAAUGCA